AUGUGGCCCUUCGGAUCAGGCGAACCCAAAAAGGACAUCGCCGAUGACCUUCCCGAAAAUUUGCAGGAGUUCUACAAAGAGGUAAGCCCGACAAAGCAGAAACAAGAGCUAGCUUCAAAAGAUGCACAGGUAGCCAAGGUAUUGGAGAAAAAUCAGCAUGAAUACUCUUUUGAGCUUGAUCAGUUCAAAAGAGAAUAUCUGGCACAAAAGUCUUCGGCUAUAAAUUGUGCUGAACUUCAAGAGGCAGUGCUCAAAUGCUACGAUGGCUGGCUGAUGUUUGGAAUAGAUAACUGUUCGGCUCAGAUUAAGCGAGGAGCCAAGUGCAAUGAGUUGCAGGAAAGAGCCUUUGUCAAACUAAGAUACAACGACUGCUACAGCCAAAAGCAAUGCAAUGCUAUUCGUUUUGUGGUAGACCAGCUAUUCACAAAAAAUUUCGGCCAGCUAGGCGAGAAUGUCAAUGAUGAGCUGCUGGUGAAGUUCGAGAAGGACUUGGACGAUGUCUUCAACAAACUUUGGAAAUAA
Messenger RNA from Candidozyma duobushaemuli, 522 nucleotides. RefSeq lists its product as uncharacterized. The coding region runs from base 1 to 522 and encodes 173 amino acids. Lineage: Eukaryota; Fungi; Ascomycota; Pichiomycetes; Serinales; Metschnikowiaceae. The record is from RefSeq and is a predicted model, not a curated record. The transcript has a single exon.